AUGACUUCAGAUGUACAUUGCCAAUGCUUCCGGCUGUUCCAGUACCACAUGGCAGAUGGGCCCCGGGAGGUUUUCAGCCAGCUCCAUGGACUUUGCAACCACUGGCUGAAGCCGGAGAGACACACCAAGGAGCAGAUCCUGGACCUGAUGUGGGGACCAUCCAUGAAGACAGAAGAUUCAUUCCCUGAGGCGGAAGGAACUUCCUUCAAGCAAGGGCAGAGUGCACAAACCAUGGAGCAUGCCCAAGAUGCCCUCUCCUGUGCAGAAGAUGAUCAGAAGAAUGAGGAGGGUGAGGAACUUCAUCAACAAUCACCAGAUAAAGACAUGAAAGGAAACUUCUGGAAUCAAGGCAGACUAAAGAGGCAGAAAGGCAGCCAAGGGGGGGAUUUCCAAACAGUCAUUCACAUGGAGAAAGAAACAUUCAAGUGCUAUAGAAUGAACUUUUCAGAUCAAACCCAAUGUAAUGUCCAUUUCCAUGAAAAGAAAUUCAGUUUGAACGGCACUCUUCAAAACCAUAAAAAAAUCCAUGAAGUGGAGAAACCUUUUGAAUGCUUGGAAGGUAAAAAGAAAUUUAGUAGGCAUGACCAUCUUCUACACCAAAGAACCCACACUGCGGAGAAACCUUUUGGAUGCUCAGAGUGUGGAAAGAGAUUUUGUCAGCUUGAACAACUUCAGCAGCAUCAAAGCACCCACAAAGAGGAGAAACCUUUUGAGUGCUCAGAGUGUGGGAAGAGAUUUGGUCUGCAUAACAGUCUUCAAAAGCAUCAAAGAACCCACACAGGGGACAAAUCUUUUCAGUGCUCGGUCUGUGGGAAGAGGUUCCGUGAAAGUAGCAAGCUUCAAAAGCAUCAGAGGACUCACACAGGAGAGAAACCUUUUGAGUGUUCAGAGUGUGGGAAAAGAUUCAGUUACAGUGGCAAUCUUCAACAGCAUCAAAGAACCCACACAGGGGAGAAACCUUUUAAGUGUUCAGAGUGUGGAAAGAGAUUCAGCCAGAGUAGCAAUCUUCAACAGCAUCAAAGAACCCACACGGGGGAGAAACCUUUUGAGUGCUCAGAGUGUGGGAAAAGAUUUAGUCUUCUUUGCAAUCUUCAAGUGCAUCAAAGAACGCAUACAGGUGAGAAACCUUUCGAAUGCUCAGAGUGUGGAAAAGGAUUCAAUGAAAAUGAUGAAUACAGGACGUACUGA
This is a messenger RNA of Heteronotia binoei (common prickly gecko), 1188 nucleotides long. RefSeq names its product zinc finger protein OZF-like. Lineage: Eukaryota; Metazoa; Chordata; Lepidosauria; Squamata; Gekkonidae. The transcript is spliced from 4 exons. Gene Ontology annotation, biological process: regulation of transcription by RNA polymerase II. The record is from RefSeq and is a predicted model, not a curated record. The coding region runs from base 1 to 1188 and encodes 395 amino acids. Gene Ontology annotation, molecular function: DNA-binding transcription factor activity, RNA polymerase II-specific; RNA polymerase II cis-regulatory region sequence-specific DNA binding.